Messenger RNA from Panicum virgatum (switchgrass), 831 nucleotides. Its product is annotated as BTB/POZ and MATH domain-containing protein 2-like. Gene Ontology annotation, molecular function: protein binding. The transcript has a single exon. Bases 1 to 831 code for a protein of 276 amino acids. The record is from RefSeq and is a predicted model, not a curated record. Gene Ontology annotation, biological process: protein ubiquitination. NCBI's taxonomy places the organism in Eukaryota, Viridiplantae, Streptophyta, Magnoliopsida, Poales, Poaceae.
AUGUCCAGUUCAGCCUGCUCAAUCAGGCCAGCAGACCAGGGCCUUCGCACACCCGAACCAUCUUCACCUCCGAGUAUACCGACCGUGCCUCCGGGUAUAUACGGCUUUGAUGAAUUCAUCGAGAGGGAGUUCUUAGAGAAAUCGGAGUACCUCAAGGACGACAGCAUCAAGAUCAAGUGCGACGUCUUUAUUUCCAUGGAGAUCCAUACGGAGGACAGGACUGCUGCACCUCCAUUCGUCGUGGUCCCGCCGUCUGACAUGCACAUGCAUUUCAGUAACCUCCUUGCAACCGAAGAUGGUGCCGAUGUCAAAUUCGAAGUUGAUGGGGAGACAUUCAGAGCACACAGAUACAUUCUUGCCGCGCGUUCCCCUGUCUUCAAGGCCGAGCUUUUGGGAGCGAUGAGAGAGAGCACUGGGGAUUCUAUACAGAUUGAUGAUAUGUUAGUUCAGGUGUUCAAGACCUUUCUACACUUCAUCUACAACGACUCGCUGCCAGAGAUGGAUGAGCAAGAAGAGGCUCUGAUGGCUCAGCAUUUGCUGGAAGCAGCGGACUGGUAUGACAUGCAGAGGCUCAAGCUGAUUUGUGAGGAUAAGUUGUGCAACCACCUAGAAGUGAGCACCGUCGCAACCACACUUGCGUUGGCCGAACAGCACAACUGCCAGGGACUGAAGGAGGCUUGCAUUGAGUUCCUGAUAUCUCCUGAUGCACUGGAAGCUGUCUUGGCAACCGAAGGCUUUGAGCAUCUAACUAAAAGCCGUCCAGCUCUUGUGAAAGAGUUAAUGUCCAAGCUUGGUACCCGUUUGUACAAGAGAAGAAAGUUAAAAGCAUGA